Molecule: messenger RNA, 4994 nt
Organism: Daktulosphaira vitifoliae (grape phylloxera)
Lineage: Eukaryota; Metazoa; Arthropoda; Insecta; Hemiptera; Phylloxeridae
Product: condensin-2 complex subunit D3-like
Exons: 3
Coding region: 733-4836 (1367 amino acids)
Biological process (GO): mitotic chromosome condensation; meiotic chromosome condensation
Cellular component (GO): condensed chromosome, centromeric region
Molecular function (GO): histone binding
Source: RefSeq, a predicted model, not a curated record
AACUCUGCGUGGAUAAAAAAAAAUACAAUUCAACAGUAAACUAAUUAUUAAGCAACAGUUCAAACAAAAUAUAUAUAUAACAAUAAACACGAUUAAAUAUAUCAACAAAUUUGUAUUAUAAACAUAAUUAAAAGAAAUCGACAGAAAGUAUCUUCUUAAUAAAAGGUCACAAUAAACAUAUGCGCAGAAAUGAGUCAAUGCGCGUGGAUUUAUGAUAUCUCAGAAAUGUCAUUAGGCGGAUCUGGUAAAAAUUUCAAACCUUAAGUCGUAAAACGUUGCGAACGUUUUUUUCGUAAACGGUCGCAGUCGAGCGUCAAAAAUGUUCCGACCUUUGCCAAUAAUUUUCGCGGUGACAAAGUAUUUUCGUUGAAAAAAACAAUUUUGAAAAUCCGAUCACGCUAAGUAAUUUUUCCAAAUGGCUUUUUACUUGUUCUAUUACACAAUGAGAUAACGUUAUUGCUUAUACACAUAAAAUCCUAUAAAAAUAAUAACUUAAUCGAUAUUAUACUUUUCCCGCCAUUUAUUCUCUAUUCAUAAUAAAAUUUCUGUUAUCAUAAACUAUGAACAUAUUAUUCUGUGACUUGCCUUACAACUAUUAUUUUGAAAACAGUAAUAUGAGAUAAUUUAAACAAUAAGAUUUCCAAAUUUAUUUAAUUAAAAAAAAAUCAUACUAUAAAUUUUGUUUAAUUAGUGAACAAUUAAACAAAAGUUAAAAAUUUUAAGUUAAUAAAAAUGAAUUCAUCAAUAUUCACUUCAAGUGAAUUGAUAGAUGCAAGUGAUGUUGUUGAUAUUUUAACUCGACUUCAGUUAUCGGUUUUUCCUCAAGAAUAUGUGGAACAAGUUUUAAGUAGUAACUAUAAUUAUUACCAAUUCCCCGAUUCUUAUGAAAUGGUUGUCAUGCCCGACAUUGAUUUUCCAGCCAUUAUGACUGAUGCUUGUGAAUUAUUAAGUUCUUCAUUUUUACAAGAACCAUCAAAGCAUGUAUUAUGGGAUAGGUUUAUCGAAGAAGAAAUUCAUCCAAAAUCUUUAAGUUGUUUGUUGAAUUGUUAUAUUCAAAAUGGCAUAAAGGAAUUAAAAGAGCCUUCUUACAGAAAAAAUGCUUUACUAGCUUCACGAUUAUUUUUUUUAGCAUCUUGUUUCAAAGGGAGUAAAAAUAUUGGGUUUUAUCAUAUAUGCUUAUUGACCAAAAGUUCUGAAUUGAUUCGUACUUGUAUUGCUAUGUUUCAUGGUUAUGGUCGUAUAUCAACCAAUGAGAAUUCAGAAUCUUCUGAAUUACAAGAAGAUGAAAAAUUAGAUUUGAUGACCAAUAUUUUAGCUAUUGUAAAAGAUUUAGAAAUUAUGGUUAAACGUUUCCAGUUUUUUGAUGAAGUAACUUCUUUGAGUUCAGUUAUAGAUAUUAUGGUAGAUGUCACACGUUUGGAAAGAACCACUGGAAGUAUAUUUGAACAUGUACCAACAAAUGAUUUAAGUUAUGGUACAUUAGCUUUUAAUGCAUAUACAGUUUUGAUUUCUAUGUUUAAUGACAAUUGUGGUUCUACUAUUAAUGUUGGUAAACAAAUGAUGCAUCUCAUUUUACCAGGACUAUUAGUUGAUGAACAAAGAGAAAUGCAAUUGACAACUAAGCAAUUUAAUGCUAUACGUGAUCAUCACUUAUCAUUUAUUAAAAAAAUAACAAAAAAAUUGGGGACAUUAUUUGAGCCUAUUCUAGAAAUAUUAUUACAACAUUUGUUACAUCGUGGACCAGAUCGUAGUGAACUAAAACCUAGGCAAUCUCAAAUUAUAUUAGAAGUAUGGAGAAUAUGUUCUAGUAAUGUACGUAUUAAAAUGAAAUAUUAUUUACUAUGUUUGGCUUAUGAUGUGGAUGCUAAAGUACGAGCUGUUGCACUGGAAACAUUGUUUAAACUGUUAUCUGAACCUGAAGAAACUGAAUCUGAAGAUCCAGAUCUAAAACAUUUAAUGCCUGCUACAAAACAUGAAUUUAUUUUAGCUGUUAUUUUAUCUAGAUUUCAAGAUCCUUUAUUGACAGUAAGGGCUAAAGCAUUUUCAUUAAUAGCCACAAUGACUGCUGGUCCACCUACUGCUUCUACUCAUCAAACCAAUCUAAUCAAAAAGGUGCUUGUUGAUCCCUAUCAUAAUGUUGAAAAUUUAGAUCAAACAUCGUUUUGUAAAAGAGAUUUUCAUGAGUUUUAUUAUUAUCUUAAAAAUAAUAUGGAGGAUUUUGAUUCUAAUAAUAUUAAAAAUUCUACUAUUUAUCCAGGAGCAAAAAUAUUGCUAUGGGUGUUAAAUGUUCAUGCUCGUGAUGAAAGAGCACAUAUCCGACGUUUGAGUUUGACACUUCUGUGUAAUUUAUUUCUUAUUAAUAAAAAAUUUAUGGAAAAAUUCUAUUUAUCAUUAUUGCUUGAUAGUUGUUCUGAUUGUUCAAUGACUAUAAGAAAGGUAGUUGUUACGGGGUUAACUGACUUAAUAUUAGCUUAUCCAGAAAAUGAAAAUGUACUUAAACAUUGGUUCAAAGGAUUAAUUCAUUUAGUGGGAGAUCGAGAUAAAAAAAUUCAAGAUUUAGCUGUUGAAUGUAUGGAUAAAGUUAUUUUGCAAAAUAUUAAACCCUAUUCAGCUAAAGUAAUUGAUAGUCAAAAUCCAUUAGAUAAUUUACCUUGGAAAAUUGUAGAUUAUGCUAUGAAUGAAAAAGUUGGCAAAUAUAUGUUGUGCUUAAGUGAAAAAUGGAAAAUGAAUGGGUUAUUGACAGAUUAUAAUGUUAAAACUAUUAUGUCUUAUGUAGGUUCUCCAAAUCACGAAUGGACUAUACAUUGUUUGUAUUUAUUACAGCUAAUAUCCCAUCAGUUGACCAUUACAAACAUGAAUCCUGUUGUGCGUUACUUUGAAGUUCAAUCUGAAAACUGGUUUUUCAAUAAUGCAGAUCCUGCUGAAUUAAACUGUUUGUUAACUGAUGCUCAAAUGACCUUAGAUAUAAUGUCAUUAAACCAUAAACGGUUGGAUAAAGAUACAAGGAAUAAUCUUUUAAAUAAAUUUGAAAAAUUAUUAUUUAAUUUUCUCGUGCCAACACGUUUAAUAUCUAAAUCACUUGAUAUUCUUACAGUCUUACUUAUGGACAAACCUGAGAAUUUAGAAAAAUUUAUGAAUGAUCUGUUCAAAAAAAUUUGUAAUUUUCUAGAAUCUUCCACACAUGUAGACAAUGAAGAAAUUUUUAUACGAUAUAUGUGUACUCUUGGUGAUAUUGGUCUAGCACAAUAUUUGAAAAUUAAUCGUAAAUUACAACAAUAUCUUCUAGCCUUUUUAAGAAAUACUGAAAAUUCUAUUUCUCCCGCAUUUAAAGCAAUUAUUGUUUUAACUAUUGGUAAAUUAAGUAUUGUUGAUGAACGAUUUGCUAAAGAAGCGAUAGUUGAGUUUGGAUUAAUCUUAAAAACUGCAUGUCAUCCAUCAAUCAAAAUCAAUGCACUAACAGCUUUAUCAGACUUAUGCUUGAGAUGUACAACAUUAGUAGAGCAAGCUAUACCAGAAAUGUGUGUCUGUUUAAAAGCUGAUAGUAUACCAGUAAAACGUGUUGCUCUUAAACUUCUUACAGGACUUAUACUUGAAGAUUAUAUUAAAUUAAGAGAUGUUGCUUUUUUUGCAUUACUUUGUAUGCUUGAAGAUCCAGACUGGCAAGUACGCCAAGAAACUUCCUCAUUUAUUGUCAACUACCUACUUAUUAAAAAUAAAGAUAUCAUGGAGAGAAAGCUAAUUGAAGUAAUUUUUCAUUUUAAUGGUUACACUGGAGAACGAGCUGGUGGUCUUGAAGAUUGUUUUACAAGCCCUGAACUAAGAGCAUUUUUUUCAAUGGAAGGAGAGUCAAAAAAAGCUUCUCGUCAUUGUGUUUAUAGAUUUAUGUUAACCCAUAUGUUGGAUGAUUCUAAACUUAAGCUUAUGGUUAAAAUUUGUAAAAAUAUAUUAGAAGAGGCAGCUCGUGAGACUAACGUAAAUGAAUUUAAUUCUGAAGAUGAUAAAGAACGAGCUACUCAAGUUUUAAAGGAUGCAUUUUGGAUUUUAAAAGCAAAAGAGAUGGCAUUAACUUCUGGAAGACCUCGUGAUAGUGGUAAUGAUGAUGAUCCUGGUACACUUGAAAAAGUAGCUGAUCUUGCCAAAAAGCAGCUAGUUAUGGAGACAUAUAAAAUGGUUAUUAUAGAUUAUGUUGUUCCUGCUGUAUUAAAAUUGAAAUAUGAAUUAGAUAAAAGUAAAAAGUUUCGACCAACAGUGAUGAAUGAUUUGCGAGCAUUCUUGUGUUGCUUAACUUCAGGAAGAUCUCCAAUUAAAAAUGAUGUUGUCAAAUUACUAUCUGCUGAUGGAGAUCUUGCUACAGAAGUUUUAUUUGAUGUAAAACAACAACAAAAACAACAAAAUGCUAAUGGGGAAAAUGUAGAAUUCGAGAAUGAGUCUGAAGAUGAAGAUGAUGAUGAACCAGAUUUAUUAAUACAAGAUUUGGAAUAUGUAACUUGGGCACAAAUAAUGGAUAUGCGUGAUAAAGCUGAAGAAUCUGGUAUAGAUCAAGCUGUACAACAUCAAUUAGCUGAAGAGUUACAACAACAAGUUUCUCAAAUAGUUGAAGAAAAUAAUUCAGAAGAAGCAGUUGUAGCUAAUGUAAGUCAUGUGACUGGAGAAGCAACUGGAUCAAUUAAUUUGAAAAGAAAAAUUUCAAGGAGUAGUAUAAACCAGUCUUGUAGGAAUACAAAAGAAGAAACUAAAUUACAUAAAAGCGAUUCCUCGAUAUUAAAUCAUGAUGCAUCAUUAAAGAAAACGGAUCCAGAAAAUAAUGAUUUACCUUUUUAUAAAAAAUGUUCAUGAAAAUGAUAAAAAAAAUUUUAGUGUAUAACAUCUUGAAAAUAAACCAUUUCAGUCUUAUUUUAGAAGAGAAAUCUAUGUAUUAUAUUGUUUUGUUCUAAAAAGUAUAUAUAAGUAUUUAAAAUUGAAUGUGUCUUUUUAUAAAUGUUUUAAAAAUAAAU